Durusdinium trenchii is the source of this 2347-nucleotide messenger RNA. NCBI's taxonomy places the organism in Eukaryota, Dinophyceae, Suessiales, Symbiodiniaceae. The record is from the annotation of a GenBank genome assembly.
UGAGGGGGGCGGAGGUUCCAGGGUGAAGUUGGUGAGGUUGGCGCAUGUGGAUGCAGCAUGCAUGCAGCAUUUGGAUGCAGAACUUCGAAUCGAGUCCAUUCCAACAAAGCCAUUUCCUUUGAGACUUUCUGUACUGAUGCAGCUCGCUUUUCGACGUUUCCUGCGCCUCUGGACCUCCCAACUGUUGUCGCUGUUGGGGCCGCGAGUGUUCCGCCGGGCCGCGCGGAAUGGGCUCGAAAAGAACGGUCUUCGGGCCAAGGAUGGGUCACACUUGAGGUGUGUGCGAUGUCCCAGCACGAUUCGUGGUGGAGUUCGUUCCUGAAUGGUUGCUCUUGCGACCCCUCAGUGCACGAGACUGAUACUUCUGUCCUGUCCAUCGAGAAGCAGAAGCCAUCGCAGGGCGAUGAUCCUGAAACCGAUGAGCCGGCCAUGUUGCCGAUCGCCGCGCAGGAGCCAGAAGACAAGGAACCUGAAGAGAAGGGGAUUGAAGACAAGGAGGAGAUCGUCGAGUUGGUCCGCCCAGAGAUGCUGGAGGAGUGGCGAAGGCAAACCGCCAUGGAGUACAACCGCAUGAUUACCGAGAGCAGGCGUAUGCAUGCGGAGAGCUUCACGCGUGCGGGGCCUGCAAAUCGCUACGGUGAGUUAGGAGAGCUUCCUGCCUUCAAAGAAGGCAGGCAUGUGCCGACCUUGGCGCUGAUUAAUCCUAUGUCUGGUGCAGCUGCUGGGAUGGAUAUUUUGCAGGUGGCCAGGCGUUGCGAUUACUACAAGGAACGAUUCUUCAACAUUAUCGAUGUUGUCAAAGGCCAACAUCGAGGUGGGCUGCUUGAUGUGUUCAGGAUUGAGCUGUGCAAGGCCAAAGCAGAAGCUCAAGAUAUUGGGAUGAGGCCGCGACUGAUUUCAGGUGGCGGAGACGGAACUGGGUCUUUCGCCAUUUUCAUGAUUUUCCUGGCGUUGAAGGCUGAUUCUUCUCGAGCGCAUGAGGGUCUGGAGGACACGGGGAAUGGUUUCAUUUGGACCGACGAAGAGAUGGCAGAGAGUUUUCCAGCCAUCGCGCAGAUGCCUUUAGGCUCUGCGAAUGACUUUGGAAACAUUCUGGGUUGGGGCCAGAAAUAUCCGGGCGACGUGAUGUGCGGCUCUGGCCCCUGCGGUGCACGAGAGGCGGCCUUGUACCAGCUGCAGCGGUGGAUCAGCGCCGUGAUCGAUCCCAAGAGCCGCAUCGUGAACUUCGACGUCUGGGGGUUUAUGCCUCCCAAGGGCUCGGACCAAUGUAACUUCAAGCUCGCUGAACUGACCGGCCAACGAGGGCGGAACCCCAACCGCAAGAUCGAUGGGAAGCAUCAGGUGGUGCUCAAGCAGGCCGGAAAACCUGUGCCGUUCUUUGUGUGCUUGUACUUCUCAGCCGGCAUCGGAGCCUACAUGACGUCGCGCUUCCAGAUCAACCGGCGGAAGACGCCGCUGAGGAAUCGCGCGGAGUACGUGAGACAAUUGCUUGGUAUUGUCUUGGAGUCAAAUCCACCGCAAUUGGCGGGGCGGCUGAACGGCGUCACCAUCGACUGCGAGGAUCGACCGUAUUUCCCUCCUCGUCGGCACCUGGCCAACCAGGGCAGGAAGUAUCGCGAGGUGGGCUUUUACAACAUCAAUUGGCAGGCUCACGGCUUGCAUGGCAAAGACCGCGCUCCUUUGGGCAGCCGGCUUUGUGGCUGCUGCGCCAGUCGACAACCGGUGACCUUCAAUGAUGGGAAGAUCGACAUGUUUCGGUGGAAGUUUGCGUCCUUCUUCAAGAACCCAGGAGUCACAAUGCAGACAGACAAGAAGGAGGACAUGCUCCUGACCUUCAGCGCUGGUGCGGGCAAGGGCGUCUUCUUCCAAUGGGACGGAGAGUCGCGCUUUGCGUUCAACCCCAAGGGCGAGGACUUUCAGAUCUUCAUUCGCAAGGUGUUAAACGUUCCCGUGGUGAUUGGGCCCUGGGUGAACACCGGACUCACUGGGAACUUGGAUAAUGGCGAUCCUGUGAGCUUUUCCUUCUGUGGCCGGACGCCUGAGGAGGUGGCAGCUGUGAAGAGGCGUGCUCUUCAAGCUGUUUCUGGACAUUUAGAUGCCGAGCUGAAUGCCAGCGCUGAGGAGCUCCAAGCUGCGGGCAUGCACUCGACAGGGGGAGGAAUGACCGUUGGAAUGCUAGUCGUCUACUCGUGACUUGCGAACGGGAGAAGGACGAGUCGGGAGAUAUCUUGCCGGAGCUUGGGCGAGAGCUAAAAACCGCUGAGCUGAGAAAGGCGAGUGGAAGCCGCACACGGAUGGUAGAACGCGAUGGAGUCCUGAACCCCCAGUUGGGGUGGUAGACAUGGAC